Messenger RNA from Nestor notabilis (Kea), 201 nucleotides. It is a transcript of the gene KXD1, whose product is annotated as KxDL motif containing 1. The annotation marks the transcript as partial. The transcript has a single exon. The record is from RefSeq and is a predicted model, not a curated record. Lineage: Eukaryota; Metazoa; Chordata; Aves; Psittaciformes; Psittacidae.
GACUUCGACCCCAUCCCGAAGAGCACCACAACCACCAUCGCUACCUCGGAGCAGAGCACGGAGUCCUGCGACACCAGCCCCGACGUCAUCUCCCCCACCACGAGCCAGGAUUUUGAGGAUUUAUCCCAAGGCCAGUACGAUUUACCGGCCGUGAACGGACAGAGUCUCACAGACGAGGACACGGCCAAUGGCCUGGACUAG